AUGUCGGAAGCUUUUUGCGCGGGCUGGUCCCCUGAGAGCACAACGUGCCAGAAGACCGGGCAUUUCGCUUGCAAGGGCUGUUUACUUGUCACGUAUUGCGGCUCAACCUGCCAGAAGUCGCAUUGGCCCCAGCACAAGAUCGACUGUAAAUGCCCCGUUGGCAAGACCACCUGGCAGCCACAAUGGGCCUUACAGAACCGCAUGCCCGACUUCGUCCGCGGCGGGGUUGGGGAGCAGUUCGGUGGCAGGAAGUACCUGUGGGGAAAUAUGCCUGCCUAUGACGUCCUAAAGCUCGUCGACAAUGAAGGCGUCGCAUACGACGGGCCGUUGACUCUUCUAUUUGCUGCGUCCGGCGACCUUCGCAAUCUUUUCAAGACACUCGCCGAGCUGCCAGAGAGCUACACUGGCACGGUCCGAGUGACGCUGAAUGACCGAGACUUGGAUGUUGUUGCGCGGAAUAUCAUCAUGCUCCUCAUCGCACUCGUUCUAGAAGAUGCAGAAGAGGCGAUUGACUGCAUUCUACACUUCUGGUACUCCUGCCUUAUUCGCAAGUCCCACUACGAGGCAGUCCAAGCACGGAUCAGGCCUCUAAUCCAAGACGUCUGUGUUAAGAUCAAGGCAAAGAGCCCGGGCAGCCUACAGGCCAAAACCUGGAAACUUGGCAAGCACUCGCUUAGACUUGUUUUGACACAGUCGACUUGGACUCGACUGCUGUCCUACAUGGAUCUGCCGCAAGGCUUGGAUGGCUCGAAGGCUACCCGGAUCCGCCAGGCUGUCACGCAGGCUGAGUCCCGGGUUGACUACCGUGACAGACACCUGCUGUUUUUCUCGCCAGCUCACCGGGUCGCCAAGACUCGCUUCUGGAAGGACGGUCUACUUCUCCCGUUCGGUGCCAGUCGCGACGAUUUCGUGGUCCCGAACCCCACCUUUUUUUCCAACGCGAACGGAUGGCCAAUGUUUGACAAUGCUGAUCCGCUUAGCGGGUGGACGCUGAAAGAGAUUGAAGCUACUUCCAGCGGCCAGGCUACCGCGGAUCUUUACGGAAAACUGUCCAAGCACAUACACAACACUCUGAAGUCUUUUCUUCAUCGACUGUACAGCCUACGGGCUGUGGAGCUCAGGUUUCUCCACGUGGACGCUGUCAAGCUCCCAGAACUAUUGGGCGAGUCUGAACGUUUUGAUAGAAUUGAAGUGUCGAAUAUCUCAGACUGCGGGUACGUGGGCCCGCAUCAGACCGUGGGACUUUUGGCGCCGUUGCUCCAAACUCACGCGAUGAAUCCGCACGCAACACUGAUCACCCUCUUUAUGAACGCCGUCGACGAGAAUAGGAACGAGCAGGACGAGAUCCUUGAGAUGUCCCCAGACGGCCCGGUGAUGAGAACUUUGAUCAAAUACAUGCCGCCCACGAGACGACUGGCAAGCAAGAAUGACCCUGCCAUGAUAAAGUUCAUCUCUUCCAAGGACUACGUGGCCAGCCACGACCGCUAUUUUGACCGAUUCGUGGAGAAGUUCAAACUCACCGAGUUCGGCCACGUUUGUGGCGUCACCAUGAAGAACAAGCACACCAUUAUCGAGAAGUGGCCAUACAUUCUUAGGCUCCAACCGGAUCAGAAAGGCGCGCAGGAGGAAUUUGACCGACUGCUUCGCAGCAGUACUUCGACAAAGGAGCGCUACGUGGAGUGGAAGAGGAUUGUGGCUUAGGGAGGCAAGACGGGCAAAUGACCCAGUAUGCUCGGUUUAGGGCAACCAUAAAGGAUCACGCACUUCGCUUAGUUUUGAUUGAUCACUACAGACUCUGGGUUCAUCCCGGCCGUGAUCCAAGCGACAAUCACAGCAAUCUGGUUAAGGUCUCUACACACUACCCUCGGGUCUGCAAACGGGGCUACCAGGUCAAACCUUUUGGCUCUACCCGAAACUACAGGGGACUUGUCCGAAACUGUUUUUAUCGUCCUUGCUCAACGCACGGUGGAUAUGAAUAGAUGACUUCCUUUCAUUUUCCCCAGGCUUUGAAGCUCUCGAGCUCUCUUUCA
This is a messenger RNA of Microdochium trichocladiopsis, 2030 nucleotides long. RefSeq lists its product as uncharacterized. The record is from RefSeq and is a predicted model, not a curated record. The transcript is spliced from 6 exons. NCBI's taxonomy places the organism in Eukaryota, Fungi, Ascomycota, Sordariomycetes, Xylariales, Microdochiaceae. The coding region runs from base 1 to 1701 and encodes 566 amino acids.